AUGUCGGAGGGUGAGAGCAAGGACAGCUCUGGCAGUGAGUGCCCCGUGUGCUAUGAGAAGUUCCGUGACCUCGAAGGGGCCAGCCGGACACUGAGCUGUGGCCACGUGUUCUGUCAUGACUGCUUGGUCAAGUACCUCCUCUCCACGCGCGUGGAUGGGCAAGUUCAGCGGACCAUCGUCUGUCCCAUCUGCCGCUACGUCACCUUCCUCAGCAAGAAGAGCUCCCGCUGGCCCUCCAUGCUGGACAAGAGCUCCCAGACCCUGACCGUGCCUGUGGGCCUGCCCGCUGCGCCACCACCAGACACUGGGGGGCAUACAAACCCCCUGGCCAUCUCCCAGCCGGCCUGGAGACAAUCCCCAAGUCAGAGUGCUCAGCUCCCCUUGGACGUGCUCCCCAGCCUGGCCCGGGAGCCCCAGAUCUUCAUCAUCAGCCGCCAUGGGAUGCCCCUGGGGGAGCAGGACAGCGUCCUGCCAAGGCGCAGCCUGGCCGAGCUCUCGGACACAUCCCCAGCACCCAGCUCGACCAGGUCAUUCUGCUGCCGCUCCAGGGCUCUCCUGCUCAUCACCCUCAUUGCUGUGGUGGCUGUGGUAGCUGCCAUCUUGCCCUGGGUGCUACUGGUGAGGAAGCAGGCUUGA
This is a messenger RNA of Sorex araneus (European shrew), 636 nucleotides long. RefSeq names its product ring finger protein 222 (gene RNF222). NCBI's taxonomy places the organism in Eukaryota, Metazoa, Chordata, Mammalia, Eulipotyphla, Soricidae. The record is from RefSeq and is a predicted model, not a curated record. The coding region runs from base 1 to 636 and encodes 211 amino acids. The transcript has a single exon.